Messenger RNA from Syngnathoides biaculeatus (alligator pipefish), 7717 nucleotides. It is a transcript of the gene igsf10, whose product is annotated as immunoglobulin superfamily, member 10. NCBI's taxonomy places the organism in Eukaryota, Metazoa, Chordata, Actinopteri, Syngnathiformes, Syngnathidae. The record is from RefSeq and is a predicted model, not a curated record. The coding region runs from base 461 to 7717 and encodes 2418 amino acids. The transcript is spliced from 9 exons. Gene Ontology annotation, cellular component: extracellular region. Gene Ontology annotation, molecular function: protein binding.
AACAAAAUAGUUUCAACAGCUUCACACAAAGGUAAUUUUGUUAAAAGUGGCCAAUAUUAGUUGAGGUUUUUUUCACAUUGUGCAAAUAAAAGUUAAUAAACAGGUUGAAUAACUGUAUGCAGCCUCAUUAGUCGUAUAGUUUUUGGUGCAAAUAGCAAUAGUAGACUGCUGCAUUAGACAUUACAUUUUUUUGUGCAUAUUGCAAAUACCAUCUGGAUCACUCUGAGUGAGACUGUAGACCUUAUUUGAUUAGACUUACUUUUUCCAUUUUGAAUUCAUUCUUUUUAUUUUAUUACACCACUUGCAAGUAGCUGCAUAAGUAAAGAUUCACUUACACUUUUAAAAUAUCAGAUUUUGCUACAGUUUGGGGGAAAAAAAAACAGUCAUUUUCAUUAUCCUGAAACACAUACAGUGUGCUUUUGUGUCUCUAGGUGGGUUGUAAUAUACAAUCCAGGGCCAAAUGCAUUUUCCAUGCACAAUGACCGCCUACAGAGGGUUUCACCUGCGGAGGUGUCUGCUAUCCCUCGGGUCUCUGUUGCUUCUGUUGGCCUGUGUGUCGCCGGUUGGGGGCACCUGUCCCACGACGUGCGUGUGCUCCGUGCCCACGGAAGUACACUGCACCUUUCGAUACCUGAGCGCAGUGCCUGCCCAGAUCCAGCCAUCUGUGGAAAGAAUUAACCUUGGCUAUAACAGUAUAACUGUCUUGCGAGAGAAUGCUCUUUUGUUGCUGGACAAAUUAAAAAUACUGAUGCUACACAGCAAUCUAAUCCACAGCAUUCAGGACAGAGCAUUUCAGGAUCUACGAUCAUUACAGGUCCUCAAGAUGUCUUAUAAUAAAGUGAAGGAACUCAACAGGGAAACAUUCAAAGGCUUGGAAAGCUUGGAGCGACUCUACAUGGACCACAACUACAUUAGUUUCAUCACCCCAGACGCUUUCUAUGGCCUAACCAAUCUGCAGCUGGUGCAUCUAGAAGGCAACCACCUGCAACAACUCCACCCAGACACCUUCAUCACCCUAAGACACAGCCAGGUGUUUAAGGUGUCCUCGGUGAGGACCAUCCACCUGUCCGACAACAUCCUCACAAUCCUGCCUGAGGACAUUUUCUCUGGCUGCAGCCACCUGGAGAACCUAUUCCUCCAUGGGAACCGCUGGGCAUGUGAUUGUCGUAUGAAGUGGCUCUCAUUAUGGAUGCAGAAGCACACAGGGGUGCUAAAAUGUAAACGGGACAGGAAAUAUCCUAGAGGCCAGCUGUGUCCUGUUUGUGACAAUCCAACCCUUUACAAGAGGACUCUCCUCUCCGUUCUUCCUAGUGAUGCUUUCACUUGUAUAAAACCCUCAAUUCAGCCCCAUCUAAAGCCGAAAAACAUCAGUUUUGAUGAAGGCGAUUUCACUCCACUUUCCCCAAGGGACUUUAUUGCCCCACUAGGUUCCAUACAAAUGAACCUCACAGAUCAAUUUCACAACGAUGCCAGCCUGUCGUGUACAGUCCAGAGACCCUCUAAUUUUGAGAACCUCUCACUUAUCAAGGAAGAGGAGGGGGGCCACAAUAUCACUGCAAUUAUUACUACCAUAACUACAUAUUUGGUAUGUAACAUUGACCAUGAACACAUCCAACAUUUGUGGCAAAUCUUGGCAGCCUACAGUGAAUCUCCCAUGAGACUUGAGAGAGACUUAUUGUUGACUAAAAAACCUGAAAUGGUAUAUAAAUAUCAUCAGAAGAAAAUGGGUGAGGAUGAACUACACACAAACAUUGAUGCUGAAAUCAAAGCCCUUCCUGCAUGGCUGAUGCAAGAGGAGGUUAGUUUGCAGCUCGACCGUACUACAACUACUUUUUCUACUCUCCAUAUCAAGUACCAGUCUGUCGUCAACCUAUGGGUGGAAAACACCAUGCCCAAGAAAGGCCACUAUUCCUGGACGAUGAUAAAGAAAAACAAUGAAACCAAAACUGAGCACACAGUAAUAGCAGGUGGCGUGGUUCAGUUGAGCUGUCAAGUCAGAGGAGACCCAAAGCCUGUGUUGGAAUGGAUUUUACCUGAUGGAAUUAAGGUGCCAGCCCCUUAUGCCAGUGGGGACAAUAGGAUCAUAAUCACAGCUGAAGGAAAGCUCACCAUUCGGGGUGCAGACACCUCAGACACGGGUCUUUAUCACUGCAUUGCCACCAACUACUUGGACGCCGACAUUUUGCAUUUUCGAGUGACAGUUCUGCCUCCUGAUGUGGAGGAGGCAGAUGUCAAUGGUGUCCAUGUAUCAAAGAAAUUAGGGGAAGAUAUUCUUUUUGAUUGCAUUAGCUCAGGAAGUCCAAAAGCCUCAGUGCAGUGGAUACUCCCAGACCAAUCUAUAUUAGACAGGUCUCAAGGAAAAAGAAAAGUGUAUGAGAAUGGCACCCUACUGAUUGAGAGCCUCACUCUGAGGGAUCGAGGAUUUCUUAGGUGUGUGGCUUCUAAUCACUUGGGAGUUGACCUCCUCGUUUCUCACGUGACAGCACACGUAAGCUCUGAAGUGGUGAGAGACUUUGAUAAUGACGGAUCAGGCAUGGAGAUAGAGAGCCAGGUGGACCAGACUUUAACUGACAUCACAAUGACCGUGAGCGAAAUCCCUUAUUACAAAUCAUCUGUCGGAGAAACUCAUGAAGCAUUAUCUAUCCUUUCAGAUCAAAGGCACCCUCGACUGAGGUCACAGGGCAAACAUACUUCAGGAGGUCGAAUAGGACAGAGGAGGUACCCAGUCAGUAACAGACGAGCAUAUGGCAAAAGGGUAUAUAAUAAAGCAAUUGGGAAAGUUGAUCCAAAGAAAUUUGCUGUAUUUAUGAAGAAGGCCCAAGAUGCAGAAAGAGAAAACACUAAUGACAGAAAGACAGAAAAAGAGUCCAAGACUGUUUUGUCAAAUCAUAAUGAAAUUGGCUCUGGUGAGGUACAAGAUGAUGAUCUAAUUUUGCUUGCUGUAGUUUCCACACAUAACCCUCAAGAAGGUGGCAUUUACAGAAUGGAGACCAAGGAGUCCGAAAUCGCAAACUCAAAAAACAGCCAUGGUGUAACAUUCAGUCCAGAAAGAGAAAAGAUAACAGAUUAUAUGUCAAUCCAUAAAUCUAUAUUUACAAGCAGUCCAAAGAAGAGAGAAGGAGAGAGCAUCACACCGUAUGACUUGAUUUCGCUCAAGCCAGACGUCUUUCGUUUUGAUGAAACUACAAGCCUUCACUCUCCCGAAAGAUUUCCUAAGCCUGAAAUUGUUAUAGAUUCUUCAGAAGAAACUCAGCUACAUUUCUCCAGAGAGCAUCCUUCAGAACCAGAGACAUCCACAGAAGGGUUCUCGUUUAACACUGAUCCUAAUUUUACACCAAUGAGGGACAGCACAGACCUCGUGGAGCUUUUAGUCCACACGGAUCCAGAAAGCCAAUCUACCAUCACAAGUGUCACUUCCACACAGAGACGUCAAGAAAUCACUUUCCAUACCACCCAAACAAUAAAAUCCCCACCUUUAGGUUCUACCAUAAUUUCCAAGCAGCACAUCCAUAUCAUCCCACACAAGAAAAGGAGAGGGGGUCGCAGAAGAGUGUUCCAUGGUCGGAGAAGAAUCGUUAAACCCAAUAGUAUUGCUGACAUACAAUCCAUUAUCAAUAAACUUAUACAGCCAUCUGAGCAGAAUUCUACGGUACCAUACAGAACUGAAAUGACAACAGGUAUGGAACUAUCCACACCUACUAUGCAAUUUGGGGCUAGAGAUAAAGUUGGCAACAAAAUAAUACGGGGAAGGCAAAGAAAGCCAAUUACUACUGAAACAUUAACUACUCCUCAGACUUCAACUGUAACCUUCACUACAUCCCCUGCUACCCUGCCCACCAUCACUACACACCUGCCAGCAGGAUCUGAGGCUCUACCACCAACCAUGAAAACAGAAACAAAAGUCUCUUUGUUUGAUGAUAACUAUGAAGAUUUAUUCUCAGCAGAUUUCGAACUGUCAUAUCUGAAGCCCACUGCACAGCCUUUAACUACAAUAGGACCAACAUACUACUCCAAGUCCUUCACCACUGUUGAUACACCACCAGAAUCACAAACUCUUGCCUCCCCGCCUACAGUCAAACCACCUCAAGGGCAAAAUCCUUUGAAAGAAUUUGAGUAUGGGUCAGGUGGGUUUACAGACGAUUUUCCGACAACCAGGCCAAACUCUGGUGAAAAGAGAGGGCACCAAGGACAAAGAAGGAGGCCAUCAAAGGGACACAGACCCUCAAAGAAACUAAAAACUGCUAAAUUGUAUCCAAUAAGUACAACUGAGACUUUUGUCAACAAGAAACCAACUAUGGAAACCACAGUCCCGACCACUUUAUUGCCCCAAAAGAGUGCCUCCAAAUCUCCAAUGUACACAUCAACAAGGGAUUUGAACAGAGUCUCAGGCACAUCCAAGCAGCAUACAUAUGCUUAUAAGAAAAUCGACUGGGGCAUUUCCUAUACUACCAGAACCCCGCUAUUCCUCUCAAACAUAAUGCCCACAUCAGAGAGACCUUACACAACUAUUCAAAGCAGAGUCUACAAUAAUUUAAGACCCCCAACACAGCGGUACAAUGGUCAAAAAGCAGCUCCAAGGAGACCUAGACCUACAGUACAAAGUGGCACCAGAGAGAGCAGAGAGAAAGGCAUUUCUUUUGGGACAAUGACCCGAUAUACAUCAGAACAAGACUACAUCUACACAUAUAACAGAAACAAUGUGAAAAAUAUCCCCAUCACAACCAGUCCCAAUGUUGCUAACACUCAACCAACUACUACAUUCAUGACCAAAAAACCCAAAAUACUUGGUGGCAAUGCAGCCAGCUUUACAGUUUUGACCAACUCCGAUGCCUUACUACCAUGUGAGGCUGUCGGAGACCCUCCGCCAGUGAUAUCCUGGAAACACUUGUCCUCAAGCACAGGAAACACCGUGACCAUCAAGGGGAGAAUGGGCAAGCUUGAGUUGUUGAGCAACGGGACAUUGUCAAUUCAAAAUACCAAUAUUAAGGACCAUGGCCAGUACAUCUGUGUUGCUGAGAAUGACCAUGGGUCCGAUAAACUUAUUGUCACCCUGUCUGUUGUAGCUUACCCCUCACGUAUACUAGAACCAAAAACGAGAGAGAUAAAGUCUCAUGCAGGCAAUACUGUAAAGAUUGAAUGUAAGGCAGAUGGUCGGCCCACUCCCACGAUAUCAUGGAUUCUAGCAAAUGGGACUCAAAUAAGAGAGCAAAGCACACCAGAUGGAAGAGUAUCAGUGAAUGCAGGUGGGAUUCUGGUCAUUAGACAAGUGUCUGGUUUUGACAGAGGUCAUUACAAGUGUGUUGCUAGUAACCCUGCUGGAGCUGAUACCGCUGCAGUCCGCCUGCAUGUGGUUGCUGCUCCACCAGGUAUUUCUGAGGAGAAACGGCAGCAGGUGAAAGCUGUUUCAAAACAAAACAUUUGGCUGCCAUGCACAGGUCAAGGUAGCCCUCAACCUAGCAUUCAUUGGGUGCUGCAUGACGGAUUGGUGGUCAAUCCACAAAGGUUUGCCUGGGACAAGAGGAUAUCUGUUUAUGAUAACGGAACUCUCCAAAUAAAGGAUGCAACACCAACCGACAAUGGCAAAUAUGAAUGUAUUGCAACCAGUUCUACUGGCUCAGAGAGAAGGGUGGUGACUCUGACCAUUGAAAGACAGGAAUCUGCACCUAAAAUAGUGCUGACCUCCCAACAUGUAACCGAGUUGUAUUUUGGAGAUCAGCUCAAACUAAACUGCUCAGCAACUGGAGAUCCUGAACCCAGGAUUAUGUGGAGGUUACCAUCGAAAGCAGUGAUAGACCAAUGGCAUAGGAUGGGUAGGAGAUACCAGGUUCUGAAAAAUGGUACACUAAUCAUCAAUUCUGUGAUUGAUAAAGAUACAGGAGACUAUCUCUGUAUGGCUAAAAGUGUAACUGGUGAUGAUGUUCAACUCAUGAACGUCAAGGUGUCAAUGAAGCCAGCUAAGAUAGAGCACAAGCCCCAUCGCAAGAAGAAAGUUCUGUAUGGUAAUGACUUGAAGGUUGAUUGUAAAGCCUCGGGGGCUCCAAAGCCAGAGAUCUCCUGGGGUCUUCCAGAUGGCACUGUUGUUAACAGUGCUUUGCAGGCUGAUUCCUUAAGGGGAGGAAGGAGAAUACGACGGUACACUCUGUUUGACAAUGGAACACUCUAUGUUAAUCAAGUUGGUAUGUCAGAGGAAGGAGACUACACUUGUAUUGCUGAAAAUCAAGUCGGAAAGGAUGAAAUGCACGUACAUAUAACUGUCGUGACUGCCGCUCCCAUGAUACGUCAAAACAGUGAGACCUAUGCCAGAUUGAAACCAGGAGAAAACAUCCGCUUUGACUGUGAAGGAGUUGGUGAACCCAAACCUAGGAUAUUGUGGAUAUUGCCCACCAAUGACAUCAUAGCAGCAUCCAAUGAACGCUACUUGUUGCAUGUAAAUGGCUCGCUGGACAUCAGAGGUGCAAAAGCAAUCGAUGGUGGAGAGUAUGUUUGUAUGGCUCGCAACCCAGGUGGUGAAAACAGAAGACUCUACAAACUUGAAAUUAGUGGUAACCCACCUGUGAUAAAUGGCAAUCAUCAGAAUAGAACUUUAUUAAAAGAGUUUUCUACUAAAUAUUCAAGGAAGCUCAUAGACUGUAAAGCUGAAGGCAAUCCAACUCCAACUACCACCUGGAUAAUGCCAGAUAACAUCUUUUUAAGGGCACCUUACUUUGGGGGUAGGAUUAAUGUCCAUCAUAAUGGGACUUUAGAAAUUCGGAACGUACGCCCUACUGAUACAGGCGAGUUUAUUUGCAUGGCAACAAAUGAUGGAGGAGAGUCAGUAUUAGUGGUACAACUUGAGGUGACCAAUAUGCUACGAAGGCCCAUUUUUAAAAACCCUUUCAAUGAAAGGAUUGUCUCUCCUCUGGGGAAAACCAACGUUCUUAACUGCUCUGCUGAUGGACACCCAAAGCCAGAUAUCAACUGGAUCCUACCGAAUGGAACGCGGUUUAUUGCUGGGCAUAAUUCCCAUAGACAUGCAGAAAAUGAUGGGACUUUCGUCAUCUAUAACUCGCGCAUUGAGGAUGCUGGGAAAUACCGUUGUGGUGCCAAGAACAUUAUGGGCUACAUUGAGAAGCUCAUCAUUCUGGAUGUAGGGCAAAAGCCUUACAUUCUUACAAGGCCAAGGGGCAUUGUACACAGUAUGUUCGGGGAUCCUCUCUUCAUUCAUUGUCUAUCAGAUGGAAGUCCAAAACCCAGAAUCUAUUGGACCCUUCCUGGGGGCCACAUGCUUAUGCGGCCUCAAGUCCUGGGACGUUACCAUUUGUUACAGAAUGGUACUUUAAUCGUUAAGGACACCACUCUCCAUGACCGAGGGAACUAUGUGUGCAGAGCUCGAAAUGAUAUGGGAGAGGCUGUGAUGACAGUCCCUGUUGUUAUCGUUGCCUACCCACCACGCAUCACUACAAUGCCACCUCCUACCUUGAGUUUAAUGGCAGGGACACCUAUUAAGCUCAACUGCGCUGCAAUUGGUGUACCUAAACCAGAAAUCACCUGGGAGCUUCCAGAUCAUUCCAUUCUGUCAAUGGCACAACAAAGUAAGCAGUUGGGAAGCCAACUGCUUUACCCUGAAGGCACGCUUAUUGUCCAGAGGCUCUCGGUCAUCAACUCUGGCACGUACAAAUGUGUGGCUAAGAACCAUCUGGGUACAGACCUGAAGACUGUAUAUUUGCAGGUACUGUAA